Mucor velutinosus is the source of this 4215-nucleotide messenger RNA. RefSeq lists its product as uncharacterized. The transcript is spliced from 7 exons. Gene Ontology annotation, biological process: mRNA splicing, via spliceosome. Gene Ontology annotation, cellular component: catalytic step 2 spliceosome. NCBI's taxonomy places the organism in Eukaryota, Fungi, Mucoromycota, Mucoromycetes, Mucorales, Mucoraceae. The record is from RefSeq and is a predicted model, not a curated record. The coding region runs from base 1 to 4215 and encodes 1404 amino acids. Gene Ontology annotation, molecular function: helicase activity; mRNA binding.
AUGUUUCAAAAGACGACCUUACCACUUCACGCUGCACCCAGUGAGGUUUCGUCUAGCAGACAGCGCAACAACUUGACAUUGGCUGAUGUUCAGUCUGAUUCCAUUGCUCGCAUUGCCGAGAAACAUUUCAGCAGUUGGGAUCCUCAAGUAGUUGAGAACAUCUUCAAGAACGAAUUGGAGCCAUCUUUGUUCAGUUCUCGUAAAUUGCUCUUGUUGGAGUACUGCCAGUACCUGGAAAAGUUCUUGUGGCCCAACUACGAUGAAAAUGCAUCAUUGAAUCAUGUCUUGUCCAUCUGCUUGAUGGUCAAUGAGAAGGCUCGUCAAAACAUCUCACUUUGGGACGCGUUUGAAUCGGAUACCAGCAAGUUUGCCAGCUUCUUUCAACGUGUUAUCCAUUUGAUGGCUGACAAUCAAUUACCGUUGCUCUUACGCAGACAAAUGUUGGUUUUUUUGAUCCAAUGCUUCCAAAGCUUCGAGAAUAGCACUGUGCGUACAGAAUGUUUAAAGUUGGUGACCAUCGGCAUCUGGAGUCACUUGGCGCAUCAAGGCAAACGAGAAGAGAUGUUUAGCGAGUAUCCUGCGCUCGAGAAACUGUGGAAAUCCAGCAACAAAAAGAUGGUCGCUGCCAGCGAGGAAACCAGAAGACAGAUGGAAUUUGAAAGAGAUUUUUUGAGCACGCUGAUGAGAAACUAUGUAGAUUUAGUGUACAAGAUUACUGCAGAAGGAGAAGCCGACCAAGAGUUGAUCAAGACAGCUGAACGUUACUUGGAAUUCUUCACUGAUUUGGAGGCACAGUUGCCCACUCGUCGAUUCUUCAACACUUUAUUGGACGAUCAUCAAGUUGUCGUGUUGUCUCAGAUGGCACCUUUGAUGCGCAGAGCGGAUAAAGAUGUGGAUCUUAUCAAGAAAUUGUUGCAGAGACUCGAAUUUUACUCUAAAUUUGAAAUCAACGAUCAAACCGGUGUGGCAUUGACAGAUCUCGAGAUGACUGAAGCACACUGUCAGCAACUGAUUCAGUUACAACACGUCGCAUUCCGCCAUUUCAGAGAAGAGAUCAAAGAACUCCCAUUAGCCAACUUAGCCUCCAUCGAAACACGCCAAGACCUUCUGUGGCACUUGGAGCCUUUGUCAGAGGACGUCUUGACCCGUCUUUGCAACUUGCUGAAUCUUCGCAGCGCACCUUUAGACAUCACCAUUGGCAUCGACACCAAGGAAUUCUUGAUCAAUGUCCUUAUUUCCAAAUAUCAAAAGAGAGCAAGCCAGAUUGAAAGCAUCAACAACCAACCCUUGUAUCCUGAUGAAAACACACUGUUUGAUGACAGCCUCGUAUCAACACAAUUCUACGCCGGUGAUCGUUCUCUCGCUUUGCCCAAAUUGAACCUUCAGUUCUUGACAUUGUUUGAUUAUUUGCUUCGAAAUUUCACCUUGUUCAAAUUGGAAAGCUCGUAUGAAAUUAGACAGGACAUUGAAGAUGUAGUGAAGCGUAUGUCGCCCAGACUGACAUAUCCUGACCGCAAAACUGAGUUUGCAGGAUGGGCUCGUAUGGCAGUACCCGUUCAAGAUUUCAAUAUUGUGGAUGUUGGAGAGGCCAAUCUUGGCGAAAGCAAGCCUUCUCGUGUUAGAGCUGAUGUUGGAUUUGAUGUUCAAAAGUAUUCUCAAAACAUCCGCAACGAAUGGGACAAUUUGCGCAAACACGAUGUCUUGUUCUUGUUGACCAUUGAAGCCACUGAGGAAUCAUCCCACAAAUUAAAAGACGACGAGGAUUUCAGACAGCAUUACGGGAUUCGACAUGUGCGUGGCUGUGAGAUUGUGGAUAUUAUUGGCGCAGACGGUCGUGCCAUUGAUGAAGCCACUCAUUUUACACCAGAACUAAAGCAGGCCAGAUGGAAGGGAUCUCGUCGCACACUUCGCGUUGAAAUGGACGCCAAUCAGUACAAGAUGGACAUGGACAAAUUCAACACCAAGCAAGCUGGAGACAUUCACACCACAUUCAACGUGCUCGUGCGUAGAAAGCCUCAAGAAAACAACUUUAAGUCAGUUCUGGAAACCAUCCGUGAUUUAAUGCAAAGCGAUCUUGUGGUGCCUGACUGGCUUCAAAAGGUCUUUUUGGGCUACGGUGAUCCUGCCAGUGCCCACUAUAAAAAGAUGCCAAACCGUGAACACAAGGUCAACUUGUGCGACACAUUUAUUGAUUUCGAGCAUUUAAAGACUUGCUUCGAGGGCAAGCAAUUAGACAUCGUUGGUCAAGAGCCCCUGGAACCACCGUAUACCAUCACAUUAGUGGAAGAUUCCAUGGAUCAAGACAGUAAACCCACCAAAAAACAUAAGAAAUCCAAGCAGCAGCAGCAGCCAGCAGUCGCCAAACCAGAAACUCUGCAAGUAUCUUCCUACAAGCUACCCAACAUGGGUCCUUAUCCUCAAGAUGUUCCCAAAAAGAACCGCAUCAGAUACACUCCUGUGCAAGCUGAAUCUAUCUACGCUGGCAUGAACCAUGGUCUCACUCUGGUCGUUGGUCCUCCUGGUACUGGAAAGACGGAUGUCGCUGUUCAAACCAUUGCUAAUCUGUACCGCAAUCACCCUGAACAACACACACUGAUUGUCACGCACAGCAAUCAAGCCUUGAACCAAAUCUUUGGCAAGUUGAUUGAGCUGGAUGUGGACCCCAGACAUGUAGUGCGUCUCGGCCAUGGUGAGCAGGAAUUGGACGCCAAUGUCAGUUUCAGUAAGUAUGGUCGUGUGCUUGCAGCAUUAGAACGUCGUAUCGUACUCCUACAACAAGUGGACUAUCUAUCACAAUCACUGUCUGUGCCUGGUGCACAUGGCUCUACUUGCGAAACGGCCGACUAUUUCUUUCACAUUCACGUACUGCCUCGUUGGGAGUCAUUCCAAUCCACAACAGCUACAGCCGAGUCUGUGCAGCAAGUGCGCGAUGCCUUCCCGUUUGCGCAGUACUUUGCCAAUGCACCUACACCCAUCUUCACCGAGACCAUGACGCCUGCGGAAGCGAUUGAAUCAGCCACUGGAUGCUUCAGACACCUUCAGCAUAUAUUCACACAAUUACAAGAACUCAGACCUUUCGAGCUCUUGAAGUCUGGCCAUGACCGUGCCAACUACUUGGUGACCAAGGAAGCCAAGAUUGUUGCCAUGACCUGUACACAUGCUGCUCUCAAGAGACGUGAAUUGGUGAAACUCGGCUUCAAAUACGACAAUAUUGUGAUUGAAGAGGCAGCUCAGAUUCUAGAGGUAGAGACAUUCAUUCCUUUGCUGUUACAAGAGCCCAAAGACGGCCAAAACAUGUUGAAGCGUGUCAUGCUGAUUGGCGACCAUCAUCAACUGCCUCCGGUGAUCAAGAACUCUGCCUUCCAGCAGUUCUGCCAUUUGGAACAAAGCAUGUUUACGCGUUUUGUGCGUCUAGGUGUCCCUACAUUGCAACUGGAUCAGCAAGGCCGCGCUCGUCCUUGCAUUGCUGAUCUCUACAACUGGCGCUACCACGACUUACAAAACUUGCCCAAGGUGACUGAGGGUCCUUACACCAAGGCCAAUGCAGGAUUUGCGUUUGAUUACCAGAUGAUUGAUGUGGGCGAAUAUCAGCAACAAGGAGAAACAGAGCCUGUGCCCUACUUUUAUCAAAACUUGGGAGAAGCAGAGUACGUUGUGGCUGUCUAUCAGUACAUGCGUCUUGUCGGUUAUCCUGCUGAGAAGAUCUCCAUCCUGACAACUUACAAUGGACAAAAGGCUUUGAUCAAGGAUGUGUUGGACCGUCGAUGUGCAUGGAACGCCUACUUUGGCACACCUGCUACAAUUGAUACAGUAGAUAAAUACCAAGGACAACAGAACGACUACGUCUUGCUGUCCCUUGUCAGAACAAAGGCUGUGGGUCACAUCCGAGAUAUCCGUCGAUUGACCGUCGCCAUGUCUCGUGCCAAGUUUGGUUUGUACGUCUUCUGCAACAAGGCCCUGUUUGAGAACUGCUAUGAAUUGGAGCCUGUCAUGAAGCAGCUGAACACGAGACCUUGCACUUUGCACCUUGUAGAUAAUGAAAAGUACCCCUCAGAACGUUCAUCCAACAGCACUGAGCAUGUCAUUGACAUUGCCAAUGUGGAAGACAUGGGUCAAUUGGUGUAUAAAAAGAGCCAAGAACAACUGAAAUCACAAGCAGACAAGCUUGCUCUACAACAACAAGAGGAUGCUUCCAUGGACACGGAUGAAGAAUAA